Molecule: messenger RNA, 1653 nt
Organism: Cannabis sativa
Lineage: Eukaryota; Viridiplantae; Streptophyta; Magnoliopsida; Rosales; Cannabaceae
Product: probable protein phosphatase 2C 25
Exons: 4
Coding region: 206-1354 (382 amino acids)
Biological process (GO): protein dephosphorylation
Molecular function (GO): protein serine/threonine phosphatase activity; cation binding
Source: RefSeq, a predicted model, not a curated record
UUAAACACGGGAAGAAGAGAAGAGAGACCCCACCAUCACGACCUUCGUCACCUCUUGGCUCUUUGUAUAUUAACCAUUUUUUGCUCUCUCUUUUCUAUUCAAAUCAAAAAAAUAAAUUAUAUCUAAAAACCAAAACCAAAAACAGUGAGAGAGCAAAAAAUCGAUAACAUAACGUUAGGAUCUGAAAUAUUUAAGAACAAAAAACAUGUCGUGCUCCGUUGCGGUUUCAAAUUCGCCGGUCUUUUCACCAUCGUCGUCUCUGUUUUGUAACAAAAGCUCUAUGUUAUCUCCUCCCGAAACGCUGACUCUAACAUUGUCUCACUUGAAGCCCUCACAAGGUUCUUCUUCGUCGUGUUCUGCUUCUUCCCCAACUCCUUCCUCGCCUUCCUCCCCCUUUAGGCUUAGGAUUCCCAAGCCUCCCACAGGGCUUUCCGGUCCUGGUUCGUCGUCCCCGAGUACUGUCUUCAAGAGAAAGAGGCCCACGAGAUUGGAUAUUCCGGUUGCAUCUUGGAGCUCAGCUGCUCCUCCUGCGACGCCUUCACCGGCAACGUGGAGAGAGCUUGUGGAGAUUGAAAAUGAUGGGUAUUCUGUGUAUUGCAAGAGAGGGAGGAGAGAGGCUAUGGAGGAUCGGUACUCUGUUGGUCUCAAUCUUCAAGGUGAUCCCAAACAGGCUUUCUUUGGUGUAUUUGAUGGACAUGGAGGCUCAAAAGCUGCAGCAUUUGCAGCUGAUAACUUGGAAAAGAACGUAUUGGCUGAAUUAGUGAGCAAGGAUGGUGAUGACCACAUUGAGGAGGCAGUUAAGCAUGGUUACCUGAACACAGAUUCAGACUUUCUUAAACAAGAUUUUCGUGGCGGUUCUUGUUGUGUGACUGCUUUAAUCAGGAAAGGUAACCUUGUUGUGUCAAAUGCUGGAGACUGCCGCGCUGUGAUGAGCAGAGGUGGUGCUGCUGAGGCUCUAACAUCUGAUCAUCGGCCCUCCAGGGAAGAUGAGAAAGAGAGAAUCGAGAACACGGGCGGGUAUGUUGAUCUUUGCCGUGGCGUAUGGAGAAUCCAGGGGUCUCUGGCUGUCUCUAGAGGGAUUGGAGAUCGUCACCUUAAACAAUGGGUGAUUGCAGAACCGGAGACAAGAGUACUUCAAAUCAAACCCGAGCACGAGUUCUUGAUUCUGGCCUCAGAUGGAUUGUGGGAUAAGGUUAGUAACCAAGAAGCUGUAGACACUGUUCGCGGUUUUUGUGUAGGAGUUGAGAAGCCAGAGCCAUUGUUUGCCUGUAAAAAGCUUGUGGAAGUAGCUGCAUCGCGAGGCUCUUUCGAUGAUAUUAGUGUAAUGCUAAUUCAAUUAGGGUGUUACAUAUGAUUCCAUAGUUCAUUAAUAGAAGACAACCAGCCUAACACUCUGAUGUUGUUCUGUUUUUACUGUUAUGCUGAUGUUGGUAAUAAACUGCAGGCUAAGUAAGAUAGGGAUGAUAAUGUUGGUGGUUAAAUUAUAUGUAGUGAUUAUUCAUUUGUAAAUGGUUUUAUAUUUAACUUAGUUUUGGGCAAUUUUAGCUCCCUUUAGUUAGCUAAGGGACUAAAGAUUGAGACGUAGUCAGAUCACUGAUUGUAUUCUUUAUUCUUUGAUUAAUUUAUUCUUAACCAUUCUUUUCUAUACAAAAA